Messenger RNA from Physella acuta, 710 nucleotides. RefSeq names its product fibropellin-3. The record is from RefSeq and is a predicted model, not a curated record. Lineage: Eukaryota; Metazoa; Mollusca; Gastropoda; Physidae.
UUGCAUCUGGUGAAAGUUAUCUCCCUUACUUGAAGAUUGAGUUACCUCGCCUGUGUGGAAUUUUCAGCUGCAGUAACAAUACAAUCAUGAGCUGCUACAAGUUCCUCCUGCUGGUUGGAUUGAUGCUGACAUACUUAUCGAUGGUGGAGUCAUCGGCUUGCUCAAAGAUCAAGUGCCUUAACGGUGGAACAUGUUAUGAAAAAAGUGGCAGGGCCUAUUGUCGGUGUACUGUAAACUACACAGGCACCUACUGUGGAACUUUGAUUGUACCCCCCAACCCCUGUGAUGGCGUCGUCUGUCAGAAUGGUGGAACCUGCACCGUAGUUUCCAAUGUGGCCACUUGUGUUUGUGCCUCUGGCUACACAGGUGACAGUUGCCAGACCCUAGCCUGUCCGUCUACCACAGGCGGCGGAAUAGGAACAUGUGGCGGCAUUUUCUGCACAACUGACGCUGAUUGUGGCGGUGGCGUAUGUUGCCCAAGUCUGUGUGGAGGUAACCUCUGCUACCCCUUCAGCUUUGGCCGAUAAACUCCAUGCCUAGAUAUUUUUGGACUUUUGGAAAAUCUUGUUCUGACUAUUUUUCUGUUCUGCAUCUUGAAUUAAUUAGACCAAAACUUCAUUCAUCUGAAUUUACGAUUUCUUUGCUGUUACAAAUUUAAUUUGAAUUCUAAUUGCUGAAGUGCUAUGUCAUUAAAUAAAAAUUUCAACCAC